This is a messenger RNA of Somion occarium, 3908 nucleotides long. The record is from the annotation of a GenBank genome assembly. Lineage: Eukaryota; Fungi; Basidiomycota; Agaricomycetes; Polyporales; Cerrenaceae.
GUGGCUGCAACUCUGGAAAUCACGACCACCACCUCCUCGCAGCCAUGGAUUCGGAGAUGACCAUGGACGAGGCAAAUGCUCUUGAUGCUCUGUCGUCUAUACUCACCAAACUCACUGAGAAUCCGUAUGAGAUUGCCAAUCAUGCCGAACAUGUACGCGUUGCACAAGCGACUGGCCUGCAAGACCAAGUGGAAGCAGCACUCGAAAUGGUGACCGGUUUCUGGGCUGCAGGGGACUACGUCUGGCUGCCAUUGAUUGAGAAGAAACUAAAGGAGGCAGACUUGGAUAGUGCGGAAGGACUGUUGGAUGUCUUAGGGUUAUUCGAGAGAGCGGAGGCAGACUAUCUCUCAAUACCUGUUCUGAAGAAACAUCUUGAGUUCCUGACAGAACGAUACACACACUUUACCGAAACAGAGUCGAAACCCGAAGAUUUGGGUGAACUCUUCUCCACCGAAUGGACUCGUAAUGCCAUUUCGGACGUCGUGAACAAAGGCAUCGGACACCUUACUGAGAGCCAAGAACUAUGGGACAUACAACGAGAAUGGGAACAGAACGUACUCGAACAGGUUCCAGCAGCAGAACGGCCAACCCUCGUUUCUCAUCUCGAUGAUCUCUUUAUUCUACGACUUAAGCAACCUCACGCCGACUACGAGUCGACUUUCCAAGCCUACUCAACCUUCACUACAUCAUAUAAGCCGCCAGAUGCAUAUGAGACACUUCUUGUGCAAGCGUCCAAGAUGCGUUCUACCGCUGUCAAAGCAUGGAAUAGGCGUGAAUCUCUUGAGACUUCCUUGAGACAGGGAGGAUACUCGUUAGAAGGCUACAACUAUUACAUCACCUCCGAGCUCAGACCAAAGAAACAGGACCUCUUCAUACUUACUACUUUGUAUGAACGUGCUGUUGCUGAAGCGGACAAACGUAGAUGGAAAGGCGAGCCUGGGGCAGAAGAGGCCCUUCGAACCUUCUGGAUUGGGUAUUUGGACUUCCUAAGACAAAACGAGCUGGAUGAUGAACAAGUAGCGAGAAUCUUCCGACGCGCAACGAAGAGUAUACCUGGGUCAGGGGAGCUCUGGGCACGCUAUCUUCGGUUCCUGGAACGCGUCGAAAGCGAAGACCCUUCAGUUCCCACUGCAUAUGAUACUGCUUUAUCAUUCCCUCCAAUUCACAAAGAUGUUGAAGCGCUCGUUUCGCUCAUUCUCGCAAGAGCAGGAUACGAGAAGCGGCGUGUGGAUGCUGAAGAGGGUGGUGAAGAUGCGCUUGAGACCCUGGUUCAGGUACUCAUAGAGGGUAUCGCAAAAGUCCGUCAAGCUGCACGUAGUGGCGAUCCUAGGCUACGUCUGGAGAAGUUCUUUGGAUCAGUGUGUAUGGAGAACGAUGCGUUGCAAGAGCAUGCCAUUUCCGUUUGGCAAGACGCUGCUAAGCAUUAUAAGACAAGUUACGUCGCGUGGACGGAGUAUACCAAUGUGCUUGUGAGGCAUCAACAAUACGACACAGCGCGGGAUACAUUCAAGGAUAUCGCCUCGAAGAACAUUGACUGGCCUGAAGCUAUAUGGGAGGCAUGGCUACAGUUUGAACAUCUGCACGGAUCGGUGCAAGAUAUUGAGGAAUGCAUGGAUCGAAUCGAGCGUGCUCGAAACCAGAUCAACGUCCGACGUGCAAAGGAGGCGGAGAAGGCUGCUUAUGCUGCUAUGCAGGUAGAGGCAGAAUUGCAGCCUUCUGUCCCUGUAUCUGCCGGCCCCGUAUCCGGCGUGAACGGUGCAGAAUCGGCUGAAGUUGCCCCCGUAGACGUUGACAUGCAACAAGAGCGGCCAUCGGUCUCUGCCGGACUUAAACGUAAGGCAGAAGACGAAGUGGAGACUGACGGGCUGGAGAGUAAGAAGGCCCGAACAGAACCCCUCAAGCCGAUCCAGCUCAAGCGAGACCGAGAGAACUCAACAGUCUUUGUUGCAGACCUUCCUACAAAUGCUUCUGAUGAUGACUUGGUUGCCCUGUUCAAAGAUUGUGGUCCGAUUCGCGAGGUCAAGAUUACUCAACUGGCGAACUUGGCUGUUGCGACAGUAGAGUUCAUGGACAGGGAAAGUGUACCGGCUGCCUUGACGAAAGACAAGAAACGCAUUCAUGAUCAAGAGAUUGCAGUACAUUUGGGGUGGAAGUCGACGUUGUAUGUUACGAAUUUCCCAGAGAGUGCUGACGAUGCGUUCAUUCGGGAUCUCUUUGGAAAGUACGGCGUGCUGUUCGACGUGAGAUGGCCAAGUAAGAAGUUCAAGAGCACAAGGAGAUUCUGCUACGUCCAGUACACCUCUCCAGCGUCUGCUGAAGCCGCUCUCGAGUUGCAGGGAAGAGAACUCGAGCCCGGACAUCGUAUGAGUGUACUCAUUUCCAACCCGGAGCGGAAGAAGGAAAGAUCUGACGUGGAUGCAAACGAUCGCGAACUCUAUGUCGCUGGUGUAAGCAAGUUCGCUACAAAGGAUGACCUCAUGAAGGUCUUCAUCACGUACGGCCCCGUCAAGGAUGUGAGAUUAGCUCUGGACGACAAGCAGAGACCCAAAGGCUUUGCCUUCGUUGAGUUUGAACAAGCGAAAGACGCUGUCUCCGCGUUGGCGGCCAACAACUAUGAGCUGAAGAAGCGACGGUUAGCAGUCACAUUGGCUGAUACUAGACGUUCCAAACCCCAGACUACAGCAGGUCGUAAGGUGGAGAUCAGGAGCCGCUCUGUGCGUAUCAAGAAUCUUCCAGAUGGCACCCAAGAGGGCUUGUUGCAACAAGCCCUGGAAAAGCGAGCCGCAAUCAAGCGUGUCGAGGCGUUCACGGAAAAGAACGAGGCCAUCGCGGAGCUGGAGAACCCUGCAGAGGCAAGCAAGUUGCUACUGCACCCUGAACCUCUGGUGUUCAAUGGAAAAACCCUUGAGCUUUCUGAAGAAGCUUUGAUAGAUACGCCUUCGGCCAGCACCGGUCUGUUCAUGCCCCGUGCCGCUGCUUCGCGCCCGCGAGCAGGUUUGGGAAGUAAAAAGAGUCGCGGAACUGCUGUUAUCUCGGCCGUUAGGGCGGCACGUCCAGCACCAUCGGCAUCUACAGAUGGCAUUGGACCCUCUACCGCCGGCAACCGGUCUAAAGGUCAAGACGAUUUUCGCAAGAUGCUCAGCGGCGGUGUUUGAGUCUAAUCGGCAAUAGCUGCCUUUGGAGAUGGGACACAAUUUUAUAUAUAGCAGAAGUUCUCAGUAGGAUAUCCACAGCGCUAUGAUAUCUACACAUGAUGAGAAGCCCCACAGAAAAAGUGAGCCGGUUCAGAACAGCUCGACUGAGUCGUACACAAAGUUAGGACUCAAAAAUCCAUCCCCACUGCUGCCAGAAAUCACGUUGAUCUGAAUCCUGUUACUACCUGCAACGAGGGUACCGCUUGGGAUUGCGAAGUCGUAGAUUUGAUUCAAUCCGCGCCACGUUCCACGAGUGACACCUGCAAAGUCAACAACUCAGUGCAAAUUCUAUUAUAGCCUUCAGAAUUCUACGUACCUCUGGAGUCGAUGGCCGUAGGGGCUGCAAUGCAAGUGAUGUUGAAUGAAUCAGCUCAUAAGGAAUAAUAAAAACACUCACCGGAGGGCGCACUAGACGUCCAAGAGUUGACAGUGAUUUGGGGCCUGCCUCCCGCAAAAGCAGAUGUAGUCCUGAUACGCAGAGUCCUGGCACCGAUCUGGGAGGAAGAGGCACUCCACUGGAUGGUUGUUGGGUUGUUCACGUUCUUGAAUUGAGCCUGAUUUGACUAGGGUUAGUUCUGAGAAUCAUCUGGAGUCAGAAUACUCUACCAUGGGGAAUGAUGAAGCCGAGCUGCCGAUAUUGAAGGUAAUUGGCCCCCAAUUGCUCAUGCGCGAGUCAGAGCUAUAGGAAAUGAUCAUGACAUAGACAUUCAACCG